Molecule: messenger RNA, 5000 nt
Organism: Cebus imitator (Panamanian white-faced capuchin)
Lineage: Eukaryota; Metazoa; Chordata; Mammalia; Primates; Cebidae
Gene: PIWIL2
Product: piwi like RNA-mediated gene silencing 2
Exons: 22
Coding region: 319-3240 (973 amino acids)
Biological process (GO): regulatory ncRNA-mediated gene silencing
Cellular component (GO): P granule
Molecular function (GO): protein binding; piRNA binding
Source: RefSeq, a predicted model, not a curated record
CUCUGAAACCAUCCCCCCACCCCUGGAAAAAUUGUCUUCCAGGAAACCAGUCUCUGGUGCCAAAAAGUUUCGGGACCGCUGCUCUAAGGGAUUGUUAAUGGAGGGUGUUUCAAAUAUCACAUAUCAAAUAGAAGCCUUUGAAGUGAAUAUGUUGCAGAAGGCUGGGUGGGUUACUGGACUGACUCAAAAUAUUUUUUUAAUGCUUUGUGAAUCUGUCUUAAAGGAAAAGGAAAACAGUUGGGAACUUUAAUCUUUUGAAAAUGCUGGCAGGUAAUUAACCAGAACAGGAUCGAAACACGUGUCCUCUAUAGCCUUUGAAUGGAUCCUUUCCGACCAUCGUUCAGGGGCCAGCCUCCUGUCCACCCAUCCCAGUACCAGCCUGUACGGAUGCCAGGCUGUUUGCCACAAGCUUCUAAACCUUUGGACCCAGCUCUGGGCAGGGGAGCACCUGCAGGCAGAGGCCAUGUGUUUGGAAAGCCAGAGGAACCAAGCACACAGAGGGGGCCAGCACAGAGGGAGUCUGUGGGUUUGGUCUCCAUGUUCCGAGGCCUGGGCAUUGAAACAGUUUCCAAAACCCCUCAGAAACGGGAAUUGCCUUCAACAGGUAGAGGCAUUUUAGGUCGAGGCUUGUCUGCUAAUCUGGUACGAAAAGACAAGGAGGAACUCUGUCCCACUUUUUGGGAUCCAAAAGUGUUGGCAGCUGGGGACAGCAAUAUGGCAGAGGCCUCUGUUGGUUGGAAUAGGAUGCUUGGGAGAGGGAGUUCAGAUGCUUCUUUGUUACCACUAGGAAGAGCAGCAGGUGGUAUUGGCAGAGGAAUGGACAAACCCCCCUGUGCCUUCAGCGCACCUUCCCGGGAUUCACCGCAGCUGUCAUCACCACCAGCUCUGCCCCAGUCCCCUCUGUACUCUCCAGAUCACCCUCUGGUCCUGACUGUGGAACACAAGGAAAAAGAGCUUAUUGUGAAGCAAGGAUCAAAAGGAACACCUCAGUCUUUGGGACUGAACCUCAUCAAAAUACAAUGUCAUAAUGAAGCAGUUUAUCAAUAUCAUGUGACUUUCAGCCCCAAUGUGGAAUGCAAAAGCAUGAGGUUCAGCAUGUUGAAGGACCAUCAAGCUGUCACCGGCAACGUUACUGCGUUUGAUGGAUCUAUUCUCUAUCUGCCUGUUAAGCUUCAACAAGUUCUUGAGUUAAAAAGUCACAGGAGAACAGAUGGUGCUGAAAUCAGCAUUAAGAUUCAGAUGACAAAGAUCCUGGAGCCCUCCUCUGACCUGUGCAUUCCCUUCUACAACGUUGUUUUCCGUCGGGUAAUGAAACUUUUAGAUAUGAAGCUUGUGGGGAGAAACUUUUAUGACCCUACAAGUGCUGUGGUACUCCAGCAACACAGAUUGCAGAUCUGGCCAGGCUAUGCAGCUAGCAUCCGAAGGACAGACGGAGGGCUCUUCCUGCUGGCUGAUGUCUCUCAUAAGGUCAUCCGGAAUGACUCUGUGCUGGAUGUCAUGCAUGCCAUUUAUCAGCAGAAUAAAGAACACUUCCAGGAUGAGUGUACUAAGCUUCUGGUUGGCAAUAUUAUCAUCACCCGAUAUAACAAUCGUACCUAUCGUAUUGAUGAUGUGGAUUGGAAUAAGACUCCAAAGGAUAGCUUCACGAUGUCUGAUGGGAAGGAGAUCACAUUCUUGGAAUACUACAGCAAAAACUAUGGGAUCACAGUUAAAGAAGAGGACCAGCCCCUACUGAUCCACAGGCCCAGUGAGAGACAGAAUAACCAUGGGAUGCUGCUAAAAGGGGAAAUCCUGCUGCUACCCGAGCUUUCUUUUAUGACCGGAAUCCCAGAGAAGAUGAAGAAGGACUUCAGAGCCAUGAAGGAUUUGACCCAGCAAAUCAAUCUGAGCCCCAAGCAACACCAUAGUGCUUUGGAAUGCUUACUACAGAGAAUUGCAAAGAAUGAAACAGCCAGCAAUGAACUGAUGCGUUGGGGGCUCUGUCUGCAAAAUGAUGUACAUAAGAUUGAAGGACGUCUCCUACCAAUGGAAAGAAUUAACUUAAAAAAUACUUCGUUUAUCACAUCUCAGGAACUAAACUGGGUUAAGGAAGUAACCAGAGAUCCUUCCAUCUUGACUAUCCCCAUGCAUUUCUGGGCACUUUUUUACCCAAAGAGAGCAAUGGAUCAGGCCCGAGAACUGGUCAACAUGUUGGAGAAGAUUGCUGGCCCCAUUGGCAUGCGGAUGAGCCCACCAGCCUGGGUUGAACUAAAGGACGACCGAAUAGAGACCUAUGUCAGAACCAUUCAAUCCAUGUUAGGAGCUGAGGGGAAGAUACAGAUGGUUGUUUGCAUCAUCAUGGGCACACGUGAUGAUCUCUAUGGGGCCAUCAAGAAGCUCUGCUGUGUGCAGUCUCCAGUGCCCUCCCAGAUUAUCAAUGUUCGAACCAUUGGUCAGCCCACUAGGCUUCGGAGUGUGGCCCAGAAAAUUUUACUUCAGAUUAACUGUAAAUUGGGUGGUGAGCUCUGGGGAGUGGAUAUUCCUCUGAAACAGUUAAUGGUGAUCGGGAUGGAUGUUUACCAUGACCCCAGCAGAGGCAUGCGCUCCGUGGUUGGCUUCGUGGCAAGCAUCAAUCUCACCCUCACAAAAUGGUACUCCCGGGUGGUGUUCCAGAUGCCGCAUCAGGAGAUUGUGGACAGCCUGAAGCUGUGCCUCGUGGGCUCCUUAAAAAAGUUUUAUGAGGUGAACCACUGCCUACCAGAGAAGAUUGUGGUGUACCGUGAUGGAGUGUCUGAUGGCCAGCUGAAGACAGUUGCCAACUAUGAGAUUCCUCAACUACAGAAGUGUUUUGAAGCUUUUGAGAAUUAUCAGCCCAAGAUGGUGGUGUUUGUAGUGCAGAAGAAAAUCAGUACUAAUCUGUAUCUGGCUACUCCUCAGCACUUUGUGACUCCCACCCCUGGAACUGUGGUCGAUCAUACAAUAACAAGCUGUGAGUGGGUGGAUUUCUACCUUCUUGCCCAUCACGUACGGCAGGGCUGUGGCAUUCCUACACAUUAUGUCUGUGUUCUGAACACCGCAAACCUGAGCCCUGAUCAUAUGCAGAGGCUGACUUUCAAACUGUGCCACAUGUACUGGAAUUGGCCUGGCACCAUCAGAGUUCCAGCUCCUUGCAAGUAUGCCCACAAGCUAGCUUUCCUGUCUGGACAGAUCUUGCAUCAUGAACCAGCCAUCCAGCUGUGCGAGAACCUGUUCUUCCUGUGACUGCACAGCCUGGAGAUGGGCUGGGGAGGAGAAAGGCAGCCUCUGAACUCAGCUAUGACUCUUGCAGAAUCAAAGAGACUGAAGUGGGCUUUCGUGUUAUCAUUUUCCCUUUCUCCAACCCUGUAAUAUAAGGUAUCUUUUUUGUCUUUUAAACGUAGUAUCACCAAGAAGCAAGUUUCUAAGUAACAGCUGAAAAUGGCCUUGUUGCCUGUGUAGAGCAAGUUAUGUAGUACUGCCGCUCUGCAGUAGAGUGGGUGACUCUGGGGGACCAUUAAGAGCCUCCAAAGCCAACGUGAGCUGUAGAAAACUGCAGAAACGGCCAUUAUACUUCUAAGCUGUGCUGACGAAGUGGUUCCCAUUUCUGGAGCCAGAGAUGAUAAUGAAUGAAGUCAUCACAAGUUUCCUAAAGAGAGUUACUCAGGCAACUGGGAAAGGCAGUGGAAGGUCUGUGAAGCAAAGUUCUCAAGUAGGUACUGCUAUUGCUGGCAGGUGUGCAAGGCGCAGAGUAAAAUCAGUCUGUGGCAUAGGUAGGCCCUUGCUGCCUACAUUUUUGGGGGGAUUGAAUUUAUGACGCCUGUGACUUGAGUUGGAUUUGAAAAUGGCUUCCCUUGACCUCUUGAAAGAGUGCAGAUGAAGCUUUUUCUCUCAGUAGCUUUUUACCUUGUUGAUUUCUUCCUCCCCCAAAUAUGCACAUGCUCUUUUGCUCUCUGUGCCUGAUCUUCAAUAAGUUUUCCUUUUUUAACACAUGGAAAAAAUCUAGCAGCUAGGAAAGUUCAGUUUGGGGUGGGAGUUUUUAGUGAGCUUUUCUCCCAGGUGUGUGGCCUUUAUUUCUAUUUAUAUAUGUUUAUAAAUGGAAUUACCCCCUUUCUCUUGCAAAAUCACCUCUUCCUGGCUGUUGGCUCACUUUGCUAGAAUUUUUCUGAGUCCAAGUUAAGAUUUCCAGAAGUCAGCUUUGGAAAACGUGACACUCCUACCAAAGUCCAUGCAGUUUAGAAAGUUGUCACAUACCAUGGGUUUCAGUGUUUUUGGAAAGCUGGUUUUUUCUUUUUCUAUUUUUUUUCCCCUCCCUGUUUUAGAACCUUCUCCCAGUCCCUUCAGGCUUAGUUCUGUCUCCUCUUGCUUUAUUGGGUUUUAGAAGCCAGUCUUAUUUAACCUUUUCGGAUUUGUAUUUAUGUACUUAUUUAUUUUUUUGGUAUGAUGGCAGGGAGGGGACAAAGCAGAAAUGCCCCUUUUAUAUGACAGUGUGUGAGAAAAGAAACUUUAGCUUAAAACUCCUUAAAAUGUGCUCACUUCAGCAGCGCAUAUGCUAAAUUUGAAGUGCUAUAAAGAAGAUUAAAGAAAAAAAGAAAAAAGAUUUCCUUAAAACAAGAAAACCAAGAAUGUUUUUAGUUUGUUGUGGUGCCCAGCACAGGUCAAGGAGGGAUGGGCAUUGUUGGUGCAUUUAUGGUUUCAUUAGGAGUGUGGGGCAUUAGGGUGACACAAGGACCUGGAAUUUAAAAACCACAGAAUCAAACAUUGAACCACUGGUCUCUGGCUAAAUAGGUCAGUUUUCUGAUUUUCUUUGGAAGCAUUUUGAAUUUUUCUGUUGAAGUUGGAUUUCCUAAUACUCUUUUUCUUUUAGAUAAUCAGUACAAAUGCUUGACUACAUUAUAAUAUAAAAAUUUCUUCACUUUUUAUUCUUGGUUUUCUUGCCUUGUUUUUCAGUUUUAAUGCCAAAUGAUUGGGUUGUCGGGUGGGAAAUAAAAACAACUUUGUAUAAA